Molecule: messenger RNA, 3135 nt
Organism: Aspergillus caelatus
Lineage: Eukaryota; Fungi; Ascomycota; Eurotiomycetes; Eurotiales; Aspergillaceae
Product: chloride channel protein
Exons: 4
Coding region: 174-2906 (910 amino acids)
Biological process (GO): chloride transport; transmembrane transport
Cellular component (GO): early endosome; Golgi apparatus; membrane
Molecular function (GO): voltage-gated chloride channel activity
Source: RefSeq, a predicted model, not a curated record
GACCUUUUGUUGAACAUUUAAGCCCACCACGUUUCACCGCCGCUUCCAGCCUCGGACAGGGCAGCUCACCCGAGUCAACAGAGAUUGAAAACAGGGUUGAUCUUCUCUGAAUUUUGUGGCGAAUGAUAUGUUUUGAUCAUUACGUCUAACCCCGAAGUACCUACCGCUUCAACAUGCCUCGCUCUGUCCCCUCCAACUUCACUUCCCUUUCGCAGGAAGGCGGUCAAGCUCCGAGCGAAGAUGAUCGUCAGAGAUCUCUCUCCCGAACGGCUCCCCCCUCCCCGGCUGCGGUCAGACGACAACAUAGCUAUCUCUCAGGAGCACAUACCGGUUAUCAGUCAUUACAACCACCGUUGGAGAUCGGCGAAACAACCAGCUUGCUAGGGAAAGAUCGAGAAAGCCGUCGAGGUGUACGACGGUCAUAUACCAAUAUUUCUACUGGUUCCGGACCCGAUACCAGCUUUCGACACAACUUGUUGGCUGGGAACUUCCGCCGAUCACGCCAUCACAGCCGUGCUCCCUCCCAAGCAUUGCGAGUCAGUCGGCGGGAAAGUAUAGAUGCGGAUCAAGCUGAGAAUCUUGCUGCAUCGGUCAAAGAUGGCCUGAACUCUUCGUUUAUGGAUGAUCGAACUUGGUAUGACCAAUUCACCUCCACCGACUGGGUACAUGAUAGUAUUGCGGACGGCGAGCGCCUUCGACAGUUGCGGGCGCGGAAAGACCUGCGGGGUCGACUUCUAGCAUGGUUUGAUGGUGCUCAGGGCUGGGUUCUCGCUGCGCUAAUCGGCUGUAUCACGGCCGCUAUUGCUUAUUUCGUGGACAUAACCGAACAUUUUGUGUUUGAUCUCAAAGAAGGGUUUUGUACUACGCAAUGGUUUCGUAGCCGCCAAGAAUGUUGCAGGGACAAUCCCAUGUGUUCUGCAUGGUGGUCAUGGUCCAAGAUGCUAACCUUCUCAAGCACGGACAAUCAAUGGACGGACUUUGGCAUGUACGUAGCUUGGGUGGUUAUCCUGUCCGUCAUUUCUUGCUCCCUCACGUUGCUCACGAAGACGGUUGUUCCUUCGUCGGUCUCUUUAACGACACUGGAUGAAAACCUGGGUGCAGCAUCGUCGCAAGGUACAAAACACACCGAUGCAACUGCUGACAGCCCAAACUCCGAUACCAGUCCGCGGACACCCUAUUCGGCGAUUCCCACGCGUCCUGAUAUGGUUUACUAUUCUGCGGCGGGUAGCGGGGUUGCUGAAGUGAAAGUCAUUAAUAGUGGUUUUGUUUUGCACGGGUAUCUGGGCUUCAAAACACUGGCAAUCAAGACCGUUGCUUUGAUUUUCAGUGUGUCAUCUGGCCUAAGCUUAGGCAAGGAGGGUCCGUAUGUCCAUAUCGCCACCUGCGUGGGAAACAUCUGCUGCCGCUUGUUCGCCAAAUACAACCGCAACGAUGGGAAAAGAAGAGAGGUGUUGAGCGCGAGCGCUGCGAGUGGUGUUGCAGUAGCUUUUGGGGCCCCCAUUGGUGGUGUUCUCUUUAGCCUCGAGGAAGUUAGCUAUUAUUUCCCUCCGAAGACGCUAUUUAGAACAUUCUUCUGCUGCAUUGCUGCAGCACUCUCUCUGAAAUUCCUCAAUCCUUAUGGAACGGGUAAGAUUGUUCUGUUUGAGGUUCGAUAUAUCAACGAUUGGGAGAUCUUUGAGCUAGUGAUAUUUAUUCUUUUGGGGGUGCUGGGAGGCGCUCUUGGAGCCCUUUUCAUCAAGGCAUCUAGUUUAUGGGCUCGCUCAUUCCGGCGAAUCCCGGUUAUCAAGCGUUGGCCACUGCUGGAGGUAGUUCUUGUCGCGCUGGUGACUGGCCUUGUCAGCUUCUGGAAUCGUUAUACUAAAUUGGCCGUAUCCGAACUUCUAUUCGAGCUGGCCAGUCCUUGCGAUCAUGAAUCCUCAUCGCCAACCGGGCUGUGUCCAAACGAGGAUGGCAUUGUCGAAAUUAUCCGCUACCUACUUGUUGCAUUCGUUAUCAAAAGCCUGUUAACGGUAGUUACAUUCGGCAUAAAAGUGCCGGCGGGUAUCUACGUCCCGUCCAUGGUUGUUGGUGGCCUCUUGGGACGGAUCGUUGGUCAUGUGGCACAAUAUUUCGUGGUGAAAUACCCAUCAUUCCCCUUGUUUGGGUCCUCCUGCCCAGCUGUGUCGGGGAUGGAAUCGUGUGUGACCCCAGGAGUGUAUGCGAUGAUCGCCGCAGGGGCUACCAUGUGUGGUGUCACCCGCUUGUCAGUUACAUUGGCCGUCAUCCUCUUUGAACUGACAGGUAGUCUUGCCCAUGUCCUUCCGUUUUCCUUGGCCAUCCUUUGUGCCAAAUGGACUGCUGAUGCGAUCGAGCCCCGCAGCAUCUAUGAUCUCCUGACUGAUAUGAAUUCGUACCCGUUCUUGGAUAACAAGAUACAGGUCGUGUCAGAUGCAGAGCUCGGGGACCUGGUGAGACCUGUACGCAAGAGUCGUAUCAUUGAUAUCUCAGACUCUCCCUUCGUACCAGCGACAGAGUUGCGCUCCAAGCUUCAAACUCUUCUCAUGGCAGGAGAAUUAGAUAGUGGCCUCCCUAUAUUACGCCACGAUGUCUUGUCUGGGUUGAUUCCAGCCCCAGACCUCGAAUAUGCGCUGGACAAUCUCGAGGACGAAGAAAACACGUUAUGUCUGAUGACGCUAGAUACGAUGUCAGUUGUGUCCGACAGCGAUGAUGAAGAUGCCAUUCGAGUGGACUUUAACCGCUAUAUUGACCCGGCCCCCAUUGCUCUUGAUAUCCACUCACCUGUGGACCUUGUUUACCAGUGCUUCGCUAAGCUAGGCCUACGGUACCUAUGCGUCCUUCAAAAUGGACAGUACGCGGGUCUAGUCCAUAAGAAGGCUUUCGUGAAGUUCAUGAAGGAGAACGAGUGAUUCUCUUUAAGCAGCUCGAGCCGCUUGCUGUAAAAGAGAAUGCAACCGUAUACAUAUUGUCAACGUCUUUAUAGCAUUGACCGGCGUUAUGUUUCGGUACCUGCACGCAUUCCUGGUCUUGGGAAGCAUCUUUUGUUUUGUUUUUGCAUAUAUUUGAGCUUGAGCAUCAUGCACAUACUGAUCUUACUAUAAACUGUACUUUUCUUAGCGCUGUUUCUACUACCAAGUG